UGCCCGAACCAGAUGCGGCCGGUGUCCUCUGGCUCUGCUCGGGGAGAAUUGAUCUGACAUUGCCCCUAAGGAUGGCUGUCCCCCACCCCGACCCCACUGGCCGCGAGACACCAGGGCUGGGGUCAGGUGGAACUCCGGUGCAGGUUACAGGACGUUCCUGACGAGCCGAGUCGGUCGUCUCCUUCUCUCCCAGCACCGUGGGGCCGGCCGUGUGCACGGAAGGUCCCCUCGGGCCCCGGGAGCCGUCUCAUCGACCCCACCCCAUUGCCGCCCCAUCCAGGGCCCCCCGGGCGCCGUCAUGGCGGAACUGGGCCGCAGGGACUCCACGCUGGCGGCGCUGGACGAGGAGGCGCUGUGGGAGAUGAUGGAGAGCCACCGCUGCAGGAUCGUGCGCAGCGUGUGCCCCAGCCGCCUCACGCCCUACCUGCGCCAGGCGCGCGUGCUGGGCCAGCUGGACGAGGAGGAGGUGCUGCACAGCGCCCAGCUCACCAACAGCGCCAUGAGAGUGGGACACCUGCUCGAUCUGCUGAAGACCCGAGGGAAGAACGGGGCCAUCGCCUUCCUGGAGAGCCUGAAGUUCCACAACCCUGACGUCUACACCCUGGUCACCGGGCUGCAGCCCGACCUUGACUUCAGCAACUUCGGAGGCCUCAUGGAGACGUCCAAGCUGACCGAGUGCCUGGCGGGGGCCAUCGGCAGCCUGCAGGAGGAGCUGAGCCAGGAGAAGGGGCAGAAGGAGGCGCUGCUGCGGCGGUGCCAGCUGCUGCAGGAGCGUCUGGACCUGGCCGAGGCCCGCGCCGAGGGCCUGCGCCAGCUGGAGGCCGACCACGGCCGCAUGAAGCGCGAGGUCAGCGCCCACUUCCACGAGGUGCUGAGGCUGAAGGACGAGAUGCUCAGCCUGUCGCUGCACUACAGCAACGCGCUGCAGGAGAAGGAGCUGGCCGCCACGCGCUGCCGCGGCCUGCAGGAGGAGCUGUACCUGGCGAAGCAGGAGCUGCAGCGCGUGAACAUGGUCUCGUCCUGCGAGCUGGAGUUCCAAGAGCGGACCCUGAAGAUGGCCAGUGACCUGGCGCCUGGGGACGAGGAGCUGACCCGCCUGAAGGAGGAGAACGAGAAGCUGCGCUCACUCACCUUCAGCCUGGCGGAGAAGGACAUCCUGGAGCAGCACCUGGACGAGGCGCUGGAGAGCCGGCAGGAGCUGGUGGACCGCAUCCACUCGCUGCGUGAGCGCGCCGUGGCCGCCGAGAGGCAGCGCAAGCAGUACUGGGAGGAGAAGGAGCAGACCAUGCUGCAGUUCCAGAAGACCCAGGUGGACUGCCAGCUCUACAAGGACAAGAUGAACGCUCUGCGGGGCCAAGUGUCCGAGCUGCAGAAGGAGCGAGACCAGGCCUACGCUGCCAGGGACAGCGCCCAGCGGGAGAUUUCCCAGAGCCUGGGCGAGAAGGACUCCCUCCGCAGGAAGGUGUUCGAGCUGACGGACCAGGUCUGCGAGCUUCGCACUCAGCUGUGCCGGCUGCAGGCGCAGCCUCCGGGUGGGCCCGAGCAGGAAGCCGGGGCCCGGGAACCCGGGCCGCGGGGGAAGCAGCGGCUGGUGCGCAUGCGUGCCAUCUGCCCGCGGGAGGACGGCGGCGAGGGCAGCCUGCUCAGCUCCACCGAGGGAGGGCCGUCCCCGCCCGCGCCCCGCCGACCGCCACCCGCCCUCCUCCAGUCCCAGCUGAGGUCCGACCUGAGCGCCACAUCCAGCCGCGAGCUGGGGGACAGCUUCCGCUCCAGCAGCCCGGUGCCCCCCAGCCAGCAGUCCCUGUACAAGCGGACGGCCGAGGACUUCCGGGAAGACUCCUGGUCUCUAAGCACCUGCCUGGAGAUCCUGGAGGUGGACCCAGGAACCCCCACGGGAGAUAAGGGGGGCGACGCAGACCUGGACUAUGAGAUCCUGGACGGGGCAGACCUCUUCCCGUGGGGGAGCAGCCUGCAGCCGGUCUCCUGCGCAAGCCUCCAGGACUCGGAGAGCAGCGUGCCCAUGCGGCGGAGACCCGCGCGCAGGAUCCCGAGCCAGGUCACCGUGCUGGCGUUCCAGGGCGACCGGCUGCUGGAGCAGAUAAGCGUCAUCGGCGGGAACCACACGGGCAUCUUCAUCCACCGGGUCGCCCCCGGCUCCGCGGCGGACGAGAUGGCCCUGCGCCCCGGCACCCAGAUCGUGAUGGUUGACUACGAGGCCACGGAGCCCCUGUUCAAGGCCGUCCUGGAGGACACCACCCUGGAGCAGGCCGUCGGGAUUCUCAGCAGGGUGGACGGCUUCUGCUGCCUGUCCGUGAAGGUCAACAUGGAGGGUUACAAGAGGCUGGUCCAGGACCUGGAGGCCAAAGUGGCCACUUCAGGGGACUCGUUCUACAUCCGGGUCAACCUGGCCAUGGAGGGGAGGGCAGAGGGGGAGCUGCAGGUGCCUUGCAACGACAUCCUGCACGUCACCGACACCAUGUUCCAGGGCGGCGGCUGCUGGCAUGCCCACCGAGUGAGCCCCUACACCAUGAAGGACACCCCAGUGCACGGCACCAUCCCCAACUACGCAAGGGCUCAGCAGCGGCUCAUCUCGCUCAUCCAGGACGUGACCCAGCAGUGCGCCCCCACCCGCAAGUCUUCUGGGGGCCCACAGAAGCUGGUCCGCAUCGUCAGCGUGGACAAGGCCCAGGCCAGCCCUCUGCAUCCGUCCUUUGACCAGGGCCAGUCGGCCCCCAGCAGGGUGGAAGCCCCCGCCGGCAUGUGCUUCUGGGCCGAGAGCUGCGUCACGCUGGUGCCCUACAGCCUGGUGCAGCCCCACCGGCCCGCGCGGCCGCGGCCCGUGCUCUUCGUGCCCAGGGUGGUUGGGAGGAUGCUGAGCGAGAAGCUGAGCCUGCUCCAGGGGUUUAAGAAGUGCGGAGCAGAGUACUUGAGCCAAGAGGAGUAUGAUGCCUGGAGCCAGAGAGGGGACAUCGUCCAGGAGGGGGAGGUGUCCCGUGGCCACUGCUGGGUGACUCGCCGCGCCAUAGAGUCCCUCAUGGAAAAGAACACCCACGCCCUCCUGGACAUCCGGCUGGACUGUGUCCGUGCCCUGCAGAGGAUGGAGAUCUUCCCCAUCGUCGUCCACGUCUCCAUCAACGAGAAGGCGGCGAAGAAACUCAAGAAGGGCCUGCAGCGGCUGGGCGCUUCGGAGGAGCAGCUCCUGGAGGCAGCCCGGCAGGAGGAGGCCGAGCUAGACAGGGCGCCCUGUCUGCACAGCAGCCUGGCUGCCGACGGCUGGAGCGACCUGGACAGCCUGCUCGGCUGCGUGCGCCUGGCCAUCGCGGACGAGCAGAAGAAGGUGGUGUGGGCAGAGCACAGCCCCCCCUGACACCCCCGCGGCCCCUCCCGGGGCCACGGGGACCUUCGCCCACCUGAGAACGCAGCCCUGUUCUUUGAGCUCGGGGCCUCUCGGGCACGGCUGUGGGGUGCCCAGCACACGAGGCCAGCUCUCCCCUCUCUGGCCAGGGCCUGGCCUUGAACGCUCGCCACGUGCAGGUUGUGAACAGUGGGGCCCUUGUCUUCGCUCACCUUUCUGUAGAAAGCACCUCCCCCCUUCCCUGGGGCUUGGCGUGGUCUGAACCAGUGACUCUGGGAACGUUUCUGCAGUGGGCAGGGGUCUUCCCACACCCUCCCCAGAGCUGGAGGCCGCAGCCCGCUCCAGAAAACCACGUGUCUGCAGACUGCCCCACCUGAACGCAGGGAGGCUGCACCUUCACGUUUCCGGGUGUCCAAGGGCUGGUUCCAAACCCACCGAGGCAGCAGGGUGGGAGCCUGUCGCCCCCACCCCCAAGGUCGCUGCUGCCCUGCGCAGAGCAGCGGCACAGACCCCGUGUGCCGUAGCCCCCACGCGCUCUUCUCGGGUCUGAUGCCAAGGGAUGCCUCCGUAACUCCGGUUCAGAGACACCAGCGUGUUCACCUGUAAAUAAAGCUUCCACGUGACAGAAACAGCAUUUUCAGUGGGUCUGUGCCUGGCAGCCUCCGUGUCCAGCCCCCCAGCCCCGGGGUCCAGGGGGCGUCCUGGAGAAGCCUGGUGCAGACCCCUCUGGACAGGCCUGGACUCCUCCUGAGCCCGCGAGCUGCCUCCCCCCACCUGGCAUCGUGCCCCAGCCCCUUCCUGGGGCCAAAUAUCUUCCCUCCACCUCCAGGGCUGGGGAGCCAUACGGGCACGGCCCAGGCGGGUCCCCCCACCUCCUGGCCUUGCCUCCUGCCCCCAGGACUGUCCUAGACUGAAUGUCAUUUUGACAGCUGGGUCCAGGAAUCACAACAUU
Molecule: messenger RNA, 4307 nt
Organism: Microcebus murinus (gray mouse lemur)
Lineage: Eukaryota; Metazoa; Chordata; Mammalia; Primates; Cheirogaleidae
Source: RefSeq, a predicted model, not a curated record